Phytomonas sp. Hart1 is the source of this 1674-nucleotide messenger RNA. The record is from the annotation of a GenBank genome assembly. Lineage: Eukaryota; Euglenozoa; Kinetoplastea; Trypanosomatida; Trypanosomatidae.
AUGUUAGCAUUUUUUGCUUUGCAAAUACCUGAUGCUCGUGCAGAGAAUUCUUUUGGUUGUGACAAGAGUUGGAGUGGACCUAGUGAAUCUAAUGAUAUCGCAAAAUGUGUAAGAGAUUUCACUAGCGUCUCCAGUCAUGCAGAAUAUUACUCAGUCGCUAUCAUCCUUAUCAUAUUUACUAUUAUUGUUAUUGUUGCUGUGCCCAUUGCUUUCAUUUUCAAUACCCUUUGCUGCGAGGACUACUGCUUCAGUUUCACACGCACGACAAAUUUGGCCAGAUCACGCUGCUGGUUGUGGAUGUUCAUCAACCUUAACCUUUUUUGGUCAGUCUUUUCAUCCAUCUUAAUCAUAUAUGGUGUCGCCUUACUUUCCAACAGCAUUAAUCAGAGCACUGAUUACAUCCGUGGGGAUGCCAUUUCUUACUUUGUUAAGACCAAAAAUAAAAUUUACGAGCUCCUCAUUGACUACACCAAAAAUCCACCUGUACCGGGACCUUUUGAUCUUUCCGGGUUUGACACAAUGAGUAACACGCUUAAAUCUAAGGUGGAUGAUAUCCACGAUAAUUACUUUGUAUACUUUUCUGUUGCUCGUACUGCCUCCAUCGUGAUAGGCCUUGUUGGGAUUCUGCUCAUGAUCAGCUGUUUUGUUAUUGCUUACUGUCGCUUCAAUACCGUGGGCGCGUUCAGCUUUGGUAUUCUUUACUACAUUUUUGCCAUUAUAUACUCAGUUAUGGCAGUUUUACUUGCAAUUAUCACGUGCAUCAUGUACUCGUUUUGUGGGGAGGUCACUUUACAGAACCGACGUGAGCCCGGUAUCUUCCAGUGGUAUUUUGUACCCUGGUGCGAGACGCAGUUUUCCUUCGCUAAAGCUCGUGAUGCGAUUUCCGACUCAACGGCAGGGAUCUCCGAAAGCACCUGCGAUGAAAUUUUGAAGCGGUGCAGCACUACAGAUGACGACGACUUUCAGAAACCAUUCAUCUGUGGUAAGGGCAUAAGUACAAAAGAAGAGUGUAAGAACAUCGAAUUCGCCCUCAGUGUGCUUUAUGAUACACAUGCCAAGACCAAAUUUUCCGAUAUGAUUUGCGUGAAUAACAGUAACUGGAAAUAUCAAGAGGUGUGCAACAUUCCCAUGUGUGAGAAAUCCUGCAUUAACUAUAAUCAACCCGAUCUUAGGCUGAAGGACUGGGCAAAUGACGUCAUGGAACUGAUUCAGUUUUCGAUUAACCGAACGACGGCCCUUUCUUACGUGCUGCCCAUCAUGGAUUGCAACUUUGUUAUUGAUAAGUUUAUUUCCACCUACCAAACGGAUAAGGGGUCCAGUAAAUCUUCUUCCGGGUAUGGCGCCUAUUGUUCGAGCAUGCGCAUUGCUUGCCUUAUGCUAACCAUCGGUUUCUUGGUUGGAUCUAUUAUGUUCGUGGUCAGCAUCUACGUCACGCAGCACGGAAUUUGGAUGUGGAACGACGAUGCGGAGGUUGAGGAUAUCAAAGAGGCAGAAGCGAUGAGCAAGUACGCCAAGAGCAUUUGUUCGGUGGAUCAAAGAAGCCAAAACAUGUCAAGAAUGCGUUCGUUCACAGGUGAACUAAGGCCCCAGGGAUCUAGCGGAGGUAUUCUUGCUAACUCCAUGAGGACCAUGAGUUUCAAUCAGAUGCCACAACCCGCCUAUAAUCAGUCUUAA